This is a messenger RNA of Mytilus californianus (California mussel), 1284 nucleotides long. RefSeq names its product atrial natriuretic peptide receptor 1-like. Lineage: Eukaryota; Metazoa; Mollusca; Bivalvia; Mytilida; Mytilidae. Gene Ontology annotation, molecular function: peptide hormone binding; protein kinase activity; natriuretic peptide receptor activity. The record is from RefSeq and is a predicted model, not a curated record. Bases 1 to 1284 code for a protein of 427 amino acids. Gene Ontology annotation, biological process: cGMP biosynthetic process; protein phosphorylation; intracellular signal transduction. The transcript is spliced from 11 exons.
AUGACCUAUCUCCAUCAAAGUAAUAUAUAUGUACAUGGGGGUUUAACAAGUAACUCGUGUGUUAUUGAUAGUCGCUUUGUGUUAAAAGUUACGGGAUUUGGACUCAGAAGAUUGAAACAGCAAUGUAAAGAAAACGUUAGUCAAGACAACAGCUUUUGGACUGCACCAGAACAUCUCCGCACCAAAGACAGAACAGUUUCGCAGCCGGGUGAUGUCUACAGCUUCGGGAUAAUACUGUAUGAAAUAUUGACCAGAAACGAACCUUACAGCGAGGAAUUAGAUAUGUUUACGUCACUAGAAAUCAUCAUGAAAGUCAUUAACACUGAGAAUCCACCAUUCAGACCAUCGUUACCUAAAACAACCAAUAAAGACUUCAUGAGAGGAAUAGAAACAAUUAUGUAUGACUGUUUGAAUGAAGAUCCUCAGAAUAGGCCGUAUUUCAUGAUUAUUGGAAAAAGAAUCAAAGAUGCGACUGGAGAUAAAUUUUCAAAAACCCAUAAUGUAUUAGAUGCGUUACUUAGAAGAAUGGAACAAUACGCAAAUAAUUUGGAAGCUCUUGUUUUGGAAAGGACACAAGCAUUCUUAGAAGAGAAACGAAAGUCUGAGGAACUUUUGUUCCAAGUUCUUCCACGAUCUGUUGCUGAAAGAUUAAGAGAUGGAAGACCCGUUGAUCCUGAAGCAUUUAAUUGUGUAACGAUAUAUUUCAGUGAUAUCGUAGGCUUUACUGACCUUUCAUCUCAGAGUACACCUUUUCAGAUUGUAGAUCUACUCAAUGAUCUUUACAACUGUUUUGAUGAAGUUAUAGACAGCUAUGAUGUGUAUAAGGUUGAGACCAUAGGAGACGCGUACAUGGUAGUAUCUGGUCUACCCAUACUUAAUGGCACAAAACACGUUAAAGAAAUAGCACAAAUGGCGCUUUCUAUUAGGGACUCGGUCAAGUGUUUCAGGAUUCCCCACAAGCCGGAGAUAUCAUUACAAUGCAGAAUCGGUAUUCACUCAGGACCCGUAUGUGCAGGUGUGGUGGGUAGAAGGAUGCCAAGGUAUUGUUUAUUUGGCGAUACAGUAAACACUGCUUCAAGAAUGGAAUCAAAUGGUGAAGCGAUGAAGAUACAUAUCAGUGAAGCCACAAAGAUGUUGCUUGACAAUUUUUCUGAAUUUGACAUUAAAUGUAGAGGAUUAUUGCAGAUUAAAGGAAAAGGCUUAAUGACAACAUAUUGGAUAAAAGGUCACAAGAUAGAUAUUACAAUAUCAGACAGCAGUAAAUCGGAUUUAUCAUGUGCAUAA